AUGGCGGACCAACAAGGUCUGUCCAACAAAGACAAGGUUUGUCAGUUUUUUGCGUCCAAUGCCGGGCUGCAUUUUCGCUCGGCAGACGUGGCGGCUGCCCUGGGACUGGACGGGCGAAGCGUAGGGCAGCAACUCGCCCGGCUAUGGCGGGCCGGCUUCGUAGAGAAGGUUCAGACUACCCCCUAUGCUACCUGGCGUAUGAAGCUUCACACGUAUCCCGGGAGAAACUUACACGGGCCGGCUGCGCCAAAACCCGCCAUUCCGACACCAGCGAAGAAGUCUACAAGGGGGUCAAGAUCACACGAGGAAGUAAGAAAUGACACUGGACACUGUCCCAUGGGGUCACCCAUGGUUCAAGGAUGGAGAGAAGGGGAGAAUGAGGAGCAAGAAGAAGAGGAAGAAGUCGGCCAGGAGAGCUCUCUAGUUGAAGUACCCAGUGUUAGGAUGCCAGCUUUCCACAGUGUUUCUUCAAAACCUCCACCUUCAACAAGAAGAGAAGCAACAUCAUCCCAAGAGAACAUCUCAGUUCAAAAAAAGGCUGCUGAAAUUCCGACAACCAAGAGGAAAUUAGGACGCUUGCCCGGUAACAAACUGUCAGCAACAACACUUCAGGUUGGACUUAGAGGAAGCAAAACUGGGAAGACAACUGCAGGGUUUUGCCAGAAAACUGCAUGUGUUGCAACUGGACUGAAAAGAAAGGUUUCUUCAGAUUCAAAGAAUGCAGACCAAGGAAGGAAAGGGAGAGUAAAGAAAACAGUGUCACAAACCCAAGGUAGAGAAGUCAACAGUGACAGAUGUUUGUCAGAUUCUGAGUCCUCAUUAACAGAAAUUGUUGGAACUGUACAGAAAAGGAAAGUUGUAGCUGAGACAACAAUUGGAAACCAAGGAGUGAAAGGAAAAGUGAAGAAAAGAAAGUCACAACCUGCACUGAGAGAAGACAGCAUUGACAGAAGUAGUACAGAUUCUGAGUCCUCUUCUCCAAAAGUUGUUAGAACUGUACUAAAAUGGAAAGUUGGAGCUGAGAAAACAAAAGGAAACCAAGGAAUGAAAGGAAUAGUGAAGAAAACCACGUCACAAACCAUGGAUAAAGACUGCAGUGACAGAAGUGGCGUAGAUUCUCAGUCCCAAGUACAGAACAAGACACAGCUUAUGCCUACCACAGUGUCAUGCCAAAGAACAUCUACAACUGCAGUGAAAAAGAACACAGACAAAGUACAGAAAAGGAAAGUGAUCAAGAAAACAAUGACCCAAACAACAUGUAGGGAAGGUGAGGGUGGUGCAGGUGGCAUACCUGGUUCUCUACAGAACAAAGCGCGACUAAUGCCUGUCACCCUUGCACCCACAUUGAUCAAACCAGCAGGGAACAUGGAAACCAAACUGUUAAACUUCAUUCAGGAAGCCCAGGGCAUGUUGGUGAUGACAGGUAACGAUGUAGCGAAGGCCCUGGGUUCCAAGCCCAAGGAGACGCACAGACUGUUACUCCACAUGCAACGGACUGGUCAGGUGAGGAAGGUUUGUGACAAACCCACACGGUGGAUGAUGUUAGGUGGUGGCCAGGGUAGAAGGGGGCUUGCUAGGAAAGGACAGAGACAAGGAUCGCCUAGCACUAAGUAUCAAUCAAUGUCUAUCCCAGCUUCCAGGAAUCUCCAUAGUGGAACAGCAACUUCUACCCAGGCUUCCAGGAAUCUCCACAGUGAGACAGCAACUUCCACCCUGACUUCCAGGAAUCUCCAUAGUGGAACAACAACUUCCACCCUGACUUCCAGGAAUAUCCAUAGUGGAACAGCAUCUUCUACCCAGGCAUCCAGGAAUCUCCAUACUGGGACAGCAACUUCUAUCAAGACUUCCAGGAAUUUGCAUACUGGUACAGCAACUGAAGGAUCAAAUUCCAGGACAAGCCACAGUGUCAGAGCUCAGUCAGGUGAUGGUCUAGUGGAAGAGAGACAGACAUUCCUGACAUUACCCAGUAAAGAAGAAGAAGAAGAUGAUACAGAGAUAGCCUUCACAUCCACUCAAUGGUCCAUAGAGCCUGAGAGAUGUCUUACCACUGAAGAAGAAGAAGACGAAGACAUCAGCUGUGUUUCUCAUGAGCAAGAGAGUAUCCUCCUUGAAGAUGUGGAAUUCUGGAACUCAAAUGAGUUCAAUAACAGAGAGACAGCAUCAAGAAUAGGUGGACAGAAGUAUAAUUCAGAGAAGGGAGGCUUCAUGGCUGGAAGUGAUGGCUGUAAGCAGAGCACCUGUUCCUUGUCACUUGUUGAAGAUGUAGGGACAGAUCCUAGGAGAGCCCGUGGGCAAGGAGUGUAUGCAGAACAACAUGGCAACAGCAGGAGUGGAAAGACAGUAAGCACUACAGGUGCUAAAGGUGUUGAACCUUCUUUGACAAGAGAGAAAAACACUCUGGUUAGGCUGGAUGCAUCACAGAAUGCAGAGGAACUUAUGUCUGAGAAAUUCCUACAGAUUGAGAGUGCAAGAUGGCAGAGACCAAGAUCACCCAAGAGCUUCUUAACAGACUAUUGGUCUAAAGCAGAUUCCAAGGAUGCAAAACGUUUUGAUGCAGAGAAUAAGACUGUAGACAGCUUCAACUCCAGACUGCUUGCCUACCCGACCACCAGUGUAGAGAUCAUUGACAGUGAAGAAGAGUGCCCUAGUGAUCUGUCAAAGAACUGCAGUAAGAGUAAGAUCUGUAUUAGCAAGGUUUCAUUUAAAGACAACGCAAACCUUACAGAUGAAAAAUCUCAGAUUGUUCUAAAAGAAGAACCUAAAACUUUCCACACUACAAAAACACAAACCAGCCAAGAAUUUGUGCACUCUUCACAAGCGAUGACCAGUAAGAGUAUUGACCAGAGAUAUUCUCUCAAGAACUCACCUACCAAAGUGCAGUCAGAUGAAGAUGAUGUAGUGGUCAGUCUUGAAGAAAGGGCUGGUGGUCAAGCUGUUUCCAGUCCCAUCGGUCCAUUGGAACAGAGUACUUGGACACAGCCAAAAGCUUUGUACACUUCAAAUGAGACAGAGCCAGUGGAGCAAGGAGAGACAGAGGCUGAAGAAACUGGUGGUCAAGAGAAGGCACCUGUGGGUGAGGGUAAAGGUCAUGAUGGGUCAGAGGUUGGCGAGGUCAUCAUACAUCAGAGUUCGGUCGCCAGGGUUACGCCACAGGGAGGCAGACAAGUGGCAACGUUGGGCACCAGUCAUAAAAUACCCUGGAUGUAA
Molecule: messenger RNA, 3207 nt
Organism: Branchiostoma floridae (Florida lancelet)
Lineage: Eukaryota; Metazoa; Chordata; Leptocardii; Amphioxiformes; Branchiostomatidae
Exons: 7
Coding region: 1-3207 (1068 amino acids)
Source: RefSeq, a predicted model, not a curated record